AUAAGCAUGAACAUGUGUUGUAACUGAUGUGAAUAAGGACCUUGGCUCCAGGUGAGAAAAGAAAACUUCCCUGAAUGGGUCACUGAGCGCACCGUUAGUGUCGGUGUCCAGUGUCGUCGCACGAAGAGUGCAAUGUGUACCGCGCAGGGCUUUAUGAGCGUAAACACAGAGGCCUCCCGUGCGCCUUUGAUCACACACACAUGCACUCUUCGAGAGUUUUCGGUGGGUGAGCCUCAAGGUCAGGUUGCUUGUGGGAGGAAAUAUGAUGCCAGAGGGUGGGGCUGCCCCGUGGAUCAUCGCUCACUCUCUCAUCUUUGAGUGCCUGUCAUGUUUCUCAUACGCACCCUCGUUCAGCUCAGCGUGGAUUAUCUGGGCUGCUGUUGCAGCUUUUGAAUACCUCAACACAGCCUCUCAGCUGUGGGCAGAGGUAUGAAAAACUCCUGGCUCUCUCUGGCUCCCUCAACCAAAUGAGGGAGGGCCUAUAUUUGCCAAGCACGCCAGUAUUAAAAUAAAAAAUGGUAGCUGAUGGAAGCUGUAAGGCAGAAGCAGGCUGAGUAUCCCCGAGAACGACUUGUGAACUAUUUAAUGACAUGUGAGAAAGAUAGUCUUUGGAAAUGUGAGCUGGCAGAUGCAACACAAUAUCAAGCUACUUGUCAGGACUUCAAGUUGCCUUCUGUUGGGACGCUUCCACCAUGGGAAUCCAAGAAAUGAAAACCAUCUCACUGCACUGAUUCGGUGCAGCACCAUCGGGGCAGGGACAUGCCAAUUUCCUUUUUCAUCACAAAUGACUGAUGAGAAACUAGGCUGCGCUUUUCAUUUUUUUCCCUUCAGUCACUCGCAGAAAAGCCUGGUGACAAGGGGUCAUCUUCUUAAGCAUUUUCCUCUUCAUUGUUUGCUGUGGAUGGCGUUGCUCUCGUGCAGAAACUGUGAAUUUUUUUGAGCCAACGUGUGUUUUCUUUUUGCAUUGGAGACAAAAGCAGGCCAUUAUGCAAUGGCAGAAGUUAAAGCCGCCGGAGCCAGAUGAUCCUAUCUGUUGCUGUGAAUGCGAUCUCUACCAGUACGGAUGUUGCUGCGACUGCGAGGAUCUGGAUGAAGCCUUUAACAGAUGGCUGAAAGACAAACCAUCUAAAAGUACAUUUCAGUCUCCUGUAUUUGCUGCCAUGACUGACAAUCUGGAAAUUUCCCUGAUCCCGGCCCUGCUGAUGCUGCCUCUGCUGCUGAAGGUUGCAGCGUUGCACUACCUGCUGGGUAUAACCGUCCUGACAGCUCUGCCUGGCCUGGUGCUGUGGUACUACUAUGCAACGCACCGAAAGAAGAGACGCACCCUCUUCUUCCUCACCCUCGCAUUGUACUCUCUGGCCUACAUGUAUUACCUCUUCAUCACAGAGAUUUUACCGCGUGGGGACGUCAGCCAGCUGCAGGUGUGCACCGUGACCUCCGGGAUGAUCUUCACUAUAGUCUCUCUUAUUCACACCAAGAAAGGCCCAGGAUUUGUGACUGCUGCCCUUCACGACUCUCACAGUCACAGUCAGGAGGAUAAAAAGGAGUCCACACAAGUAAAUAAUGGAUCUAUCCAAUCACCAGCCUCUCCCUCAGGGACACCAGCAGAGCUGCAAACCCCAAAGGAGGGCCUCGGAGCAAAGUGGAGCAGGUGUCCUUUGUGCAAAAUAAUGCGACCACCGCGGGCUGGUCAUUGUCGAACCUGUGGCUCAUGUGUCCAGCGUUUGGAUCACCAUUGUAUCUGGAUAAACAGCUGUGUAGGACAGGCAAACCAUCGCAGUUUCCUGCUGACCCUCUCUGUGUUUGUGUUGACCUCUCUGUACGGGAUCAGUUUGGUGCUUUGCAGCCUCUGUCCUCGUCAGUAUCUAAUGACAGCGCUCUUCUACUGCCCCGGCGUCUACACUCAGUCUAGCACAGCACUUUGCUUUACCUGUGCGUGGUACAGCAGCAUUGUCGCAGGUGGACUGCUUUACCUCUUGGUGACACAAGUUCUCAAUAUCAGCUUUAACGUGACGGAGCGAGAGGCUCAGCUGGCUCUGAGGAACAAAACGGGCCAGAGCCGCCUGUGGGGACUCGUCGUUGACACAGGAGAGUAUUCUCGUGGCUUCUACCAGAACUGGGUUGAGUUCCUCACCAUGACAGAUGCUUCAGCUUCGUCUCGGUCCAGCCUUACUGACUUGGUCUAGUUGUGCUUAAUGCACUCGGUGACAUCGUGGUAAUAUGCAUGGAUGAAGAAUUAGAGUUCAUAUUUCUUUUUCAAUACAUUCCAGGAUUGAGGUAUUAAUAUGAACAUGUUUUUAAUGACUGUUUAAAGAUGCACACGUGUGUUAGGGGUUUGGAUUUUUAGCACCAUUUUCUGCUGAAGCUUUUGACCUGGACACAUGCAAGACAGUCUGUGGAUUUUGUGCCUUUUAUAAAAUUUAAUCAAAGACUGCAGACAUUAUAGCCUGCCUUUUUAUACACCUGCAGAAAGUAAGAAGGAAAUAUGUUGUCUUUAUAAAAAAUAAUCUCACUGCAUGCAAGUCAAAAAAAUCUAAUAAACUUCAAAAUGAUA
Molecule: messenger RNA, 2554 nt
Organism: Oreochromis niloticus (Nile tilapia)
Lineage: Eukaryota; Metazoa; Chordata; Actinopteri; Cichliformes; Cichlidae
Gene: zdhhc23a
Product: zDHHC palmitoyltransferase 23a
Exons: 5
Coding region: 987-2186 (399 amino acids)
Biological process (GO): peptidyl-L-cysteine S-palmitoylation; protein targeting to membrane
Cellular component (GO): endoplasmic reticulum; Golgi apparatus
Molecular function (GO): protein-cysteine S-palmitoyltransferase activity
Source: RefSeq, a predicted model, not a curated record